AUGGCGUGUGCAACUCUUAAAAGGAACUUGGAGUGGGAAGCUCAGCCUGCUAAAAGGCGUAGAUGUUCUCCUUUGGCUGCAAGCUCAAGUACAAGUCCUAGUACAAGUGUACGAGUUGAGUCUAAAACCGGAGUAUUUGGAGAAACACUUAGUGCAUCUGUGAAAAUGACUCCAGAGCGUAUGGCGCAGGAGAUUUACGAUGAAAUUAUUCGCUUACAUCGUCGUCGCCAACUGCGUAUGGUAUCUGGCGCUGCUGCCUGCUCAAGCUCCAGUGGCAGCGAGGGAGAUGCUUCUCCACCACAUGGAUCUGCUCAUUCCGAGAAGGGACGCACCAUUAAACACAGAGCACUAUUCACAUUCAAACAAGUGCGUAUGAUUUGCGAGCGCAUGCUCCGCGAGCAGGAGGCGGCUCUCCGCGCCGAGUACGAGUCUGCUCUGAGUACUAAGCUUCACGAACAAUACCAGGCCUUCGUGUGCUUUAACCUGGAUCAAGUGCAGAGCCGACCGCCGCCUGCCACGUGCAUGCCGCUCGGGAUGGACGCCGAACAUCACAUGCAUCAAGAUCUUGUGCCCAGCUGUGAGUUAUUACUAUUAUUCUUUUAA
Pieris macdunnoughi is the source of this 603-nucleotide messenger RNA. The record is from the annotation of a GenBank genome assembly. NCBI's taxonomy places the organism in Eukaryota, Metazoa, Arthropoda, Insecta, Lepidoptera, Pieridae.